Molecule: messenger RNA, 3815 nt
Organism: Hippopotamus amphibius kiboko
Lineage: Eukaryota; Metazoa; Chordata; Mammalia; Artiodactyla; Hippopotamidae
Gene: ZBTB9
Product: zinc finger and BTB domain containing 9
Exons: 2
Coding region: 315-1727 (470 amino acids)
Biological process (GO): regulation of transcription by RNA polymerase II
Molecular function (GO): protein binding; DNA-binding transcription factor activity, RNA polymerase II-specific; RNA polymerase II cis-regulatory region sequence-specific DNA binding
Source: RefSeq, a predicted model, not a curated record
GUGCGGUCGCUGCAGAGGCGCUCUGGACGCCGGGCCGCGUGUGUACCCGCGGGGGCGUGGCGGCGGGAAGGGCCGAGCGGCUGGCGCUCGCGGUCUCCGGGUGGCCGCGCCUCCCUGGGAGCUGGACUUUGCGGGCACGUGAGUGGGAGCGGAGCGGCAGGGAGGAGCCGACGCGGCCGGCGAGGUCGGGCUCCCGGCUGAAGGACCUCCUCAUCUCCACAGGCUCACGCCCCGACCUCGUCCCGCACGGGCUCUGUCCCGCCCCUCACCCCUUGUGCUCGAUCCGCUGGGGUCUCUCUCUUGCCCAGGAGACCAUGGAUACCUCGACGCCUUUGCCUCCCGUAGCCCCCUCCCCCGCCUGCAACCCAGCCCCACGGACGAUACAGAUCGAGUUCCCUCAGCAUAGUUCAUUGCUGCUGGAGGCCCUCAACCGCCACAGGCUGGAGGGAAAGUUCUGUGACGUGUCCCUCCUGGUGCAGGGCCGCGAACUUAGGGCUCACAAAGCGGUGUUGGCUGCCGCCUCUCCUUAUUUCCACGACAAACUUCUUCUGGGGGAUGCACCACGUCUCACCCUGCCCAGCGUCAUCGAAGCUGAUGCCUUCGAGGGGCUGCUCCAGCUCAUUUAUUCCGGGCAUCUCCGUCUGCCACUGGAUGCUCUCCCUGCUCACCUCCUUGUGGCCAGUGGCCUCCAGAUGUGGCAAGUGGUAGAUCAGUGCUCAGAGAUCCUUAGAGAACUAGAAAACUCAGGUGGUGGGAUUUUAACUCGGGGAGCGACCCCUUUCCACACACUUCUUUCCACCACAUCCUCUCCAGGAGGCUGGUGCAUCCGCUCUUCCCCUUUCCAGACCCCAGCACAGUCUUCCACUUCUACCCAGAGCCCCGUUGGAGGGGAGGGGAGUGAACUGGGAGAUAUGUUACAGCUUCAAGUUGAAGAAGAGGAGGAGGAGGAGGAGGAAGAAGAAGAAGAUGAGGAGGACCAGGGGUCAGUAGCACCCUCUCAGACUCCUCAGCCUCAGAGAGGAUCGGGGGGUUUUCCCCGCCCUCCUACAUCCCACCCCCUGCCAACAUCCACUACUCCUUGCAGGCUUCCAGAGAGUGAGAAUGCUCCACCUGAGCCUCCUGCCCCUCAUACUACACUGUCCCCCAAAAUCUUCUACAUUAAGCAGGAACCCUUUGAGCCCAAGGAGGAGAUAUCAGGAGGUGGAACUCAGUCUGGAGGAGCAAAGGAGGAGACCAAAGUGUUUCCAGGAGGGAACACUGAAGAGAAUGGAGAGCUAGGGUUCUUGCUGCCCUCAGGAGCAGGGGCAACAUCUGGAGGAGGUGGUCCAUCCUGGAAGCCAGUGGAUCUUCAUGGGAAUGAAAUCCUGUCAGGGGGUGGGGGACCUGGAGGAGCCGGGCAGGCUGUGCAUGGGCCGGUGAAGCUAGGCGGGGCACCCCCUGCAGAUGGAAAACGCUUUGGCUGUUUGUGUGGGAAGCGGUUUGCAGUGAAGCCAAAGCGUGACCGGCACAUCAUGCUGACCUUCAGCCUUCGGCCCUUUGGCUGUGGCAUCUGCAACAAGCGCUUCAAGCUGAAGCACCAUCUGACAGAGCAUAUGAAGACCCACGCUGGAGCCCUGCAUGCUUGUCCUCACUGUGGCCGCCGGUUCCGAGUCCAUGCCUGUUUCCUUCGCCACCGGGACCUAUGCAAGGGCCAGGGCUGGGCCACUGCUCACUGGACUUACAAGUGACUGCUGAGGCCAUACGCUAACUUCCAGGAUAAGGGAGCCACUGCUGCUGAUGGAUACUUACCCUUCACUACCACGGCACCCCAAUCCUGUCUCUUGUUUACUAUGCCAAGAGGAUAGAUAGAUUAUGGACCUCUUGUUCUUGGGUGUGGGCUUUAACCUGCCAGAUUUGGAAACUGAUUUCUCAUCUCACUCUAGGUUUUUGCUAACUACUCUACAGGAGAGUGGUUUAUAGGCCAUAUAUAACUCAGUCAGUUGCCCAUAAUCUUUUCAUACAGGAAACCAGAAUUCAGAUUAGAAGUUUAUUUGAUGAGAAAGUUGUUAGAGCAAGAAAAAUUGUGAUAAAUAUUUCAUUCAGUCUCUAUGAGUAGUUUCAGGAGCUGGUCUCCAGCUAGAGAUGUGUUUGCUUCAGAGUUCUAGUAAUCCAGAGACUAAGCUCAGCUUUACCCUGCCUCAUCAUUGCUGAAAUUAUGUGAGUAGUGGUCAUCUUAUAUAUUUUCUUUUGUUAUAAUUUUCUAGAAGCCCUUCAGAUUAUAAAUUGCUUUCUCACCAGUAGGUACUUUUUCAACACCUUUGUUUUGUAUGUUGUAGUUGAGCACUUUAACAAAUUGAACAUUCCAUGUGUCACUUAGAACUUUCUUUAAUAGAGGAUCUUAGUUCCCGGACCAGGGACUGAACCCAUGCCCCCUGCAGUGGAAGCACGGAGUCUUAACCACUGGACCGUCAGGGAAGUCCCUCUUAUUUACCUUUGGCCAUCAUUGAUCACUAAUAUUGAUCACACUGACUGGAAUGUGACCAGUGAACUCAGGAGAUGGCCACUGACCUAAAAUACUCUCAGGGUAGCACCACAGCUCUGAACAAGUGGUCAUGGUCAGAGGGACUCAGGGCUGAGAUGACACAUGCUGAAAACUAGAAAAAUAACUGCACGGUGGAACCACACCCCCUCCCUUUCCAUCCCCACCAACACAUGACAGCCCCUUGGUUGACACUUAGAAGGGUAGAUGUUGGAAUGGGGAGAUUGUCAUAGGUUUCUUAAUUUCUUCAAAUAAACUUUGCCGUGAAAUCUAAGCUGACAGUGGACUGAAUUGAGUCAUUUAUACGGGAGAGACAAUGUGAGAACACAGUUGCAAAGACUUGGACGUAUCCCUUAUGAGGCUAGGUUAUGUUGAUGGGGGAAGAAUCGGAUAGUCUUCACACUGCUGGGAGAACACUGUCCUGGAUGUCAGUGGGCCAGAUUCUCAGUCGUGACCUGCCCGUGAAUAACCUCUGGUAAGCUGCUUUGUUUUUAAGAGUCUGAACUGUCAUCAUCGUUGUCGUCUUUUUUUUUUUUCCUUUGGUGGGGUGGUAUGUACCUCCUAACUGGUUUUCUGUCUUCUUUAUUUUAAGGGGUUUUCACAUAAUCUUUACUUACGAUAUUCCCUGACUUCAUAUAUUAUGUAUAUUGUUUGGUUUGUUCUACAUUUAGUGCAAAGCACUGUACUAGACCCUGACUUAUACUCUAUCCUCAGAGCGUUCACAGCUGCUACCAAAGCCAGACGUAAUAACAAUGUGGCAUGGUAAGUCCAUGAUGGAGGAUAGUACAAGCUACUGUAGUGGCACAAAGGAAGCUGAGUAAAGAUCUGUGAUAGGUCACCAGAGGUUUCACAAAGAACUCCAUUGCUGCCAGAGUGUGGCAGUGGGUGUGGGUGGCUGAACUGAUGUGGAAAUGGUGAACAUGAGUUGAAGUCACAACUGUAGCACCGAGAGUGACAGCCUUUGCCAAAGCAUGUUCCUCAGUUAUUAGGUGUGGAUCCUAAAGGGGUUUGAAAAUAUGACUUUACGGCCGAGAAGGUGAGUUCUAGCUGGGAUCUGUCAGCCUUUCUAAAGAGCCUUGACAUAUUACCAUCCCCACUAUACAAAACUGACCACAUUGGGUAAGGGGUCAGGGACGGAGGCUUGCCAACCUUGGGUCUCCUAGCAUCCCAGCCACUGCCAUUCUUUUGGCACACAUUCUAUAGGUGACUAUAUUUUUUGGCCAGGAUCCUUGGGUUGCAAGCAAUGGAAACUGUCUCUGACCUUUUCAAAACAGGAAUCUGAAGUUUAUGGGGUGGC